Messenger RNA from Anopheles marshallii, 1776 nucleotides. RefSeq lists its product as uncharacterized. The transcript is spliced from 2 exons. Bases 1 to 1776 code for a protein of 591 amino acids. Lineage: Eukaryota; Metazoa; Arthropoda; Insecta; Diptera; Culicidae. The record is from RefSeq and is a predicted model, not a curated record.
AUGUCUAUCAUUGUGUGGAAUAUUUUUCUGCUGCUGGUAGUUACAAUAGCACUCGCGACCAUCCAGGAUAGAAAACCAUUCCUACUGCGUCUCAUUGAAGAUGGGUUUGAUACGUUGGAACUUAAUGUGGUGUACCUCAUUGCUGAUAAAGACGCAGAUAGAGAGAUAUUCUGCGGCAGUUAUCCACGUGUCCUUAUUCCUGCUUUGGAGGAUCAAUCAAAGACCAUGAAGAGCAAGAACCCUUUUGUAAAAAUUGCUGCCCAAUCCUUGGUAGUAAUCGACGCACGCAAAGAACCGGUGGAAGGGAGACGUUGUUUGAUAUACUUACUAAAGGAGAUGCAUCGUAUCUACAAUCCCGGAAGUAACAAAUUUGUGCUGUUAGUUGAUCAAGCAUUCCACGAGAAGUCGGGUCCAUCUACCCUGCAGUACCUACAGGAUGGGCUAAUCAAUAUGGGUGUGGGCUACACGGUGAUACUAUCCUAUGAUCAGGUCAACUCCUCCAAAGAACCGGUGCAGAUGACACGGAUCAGUUUCGGACAUAAAAUCACCACCGGUGUGAUACGUCCCAUCAAGUUCCGAUACCUGUUCCGGUUGGAGAUACGUUCACUGGAUGGACUGCGCGUGUCCGGAGUGUUGUACAACUUUUUCCCCUUUACCUACAUCACACCGAGGGGACAUUGGACCGGUACAGAUUUCCAAAUCUGGAGCUUGAUGGCAAUGCAUUUGCGAUUGCGUCUAAAGUUCAUCCACGCCAAACCGGGUUCGAUCUAUAUUGGUGGAUCAUACUCACCAGCCAUGAGGAACAUGUCCGUUGAUUUUAUAGCUUCGCGGGAUGUGUUUGUAAUUGAUGGUGCCCAGAAGCUACUGCUCUCCUCGCGGGAUUACUUCAGCCUGAUUGUGCCGAAACCGUUGACGCUGAAUCUUAUGGAUGCGCUGUUGCAACCGUUUAGACAGGAAGUUUGGCUAGCGCUGGGAGUUCUGGUCGGGAUUCGUGUACUCAUCGCUCACCUUCCGGAUGUUGUGACGCUGCUGGACAAGCAUGGGAUAAUACACAAUCGUAUGAGUAACAUGCUCGCGAACGAUUAUCCAUGGUGCGGAUGGAUAAAACUUGCAUGGAAUGUUUUGACGUUCCUGCUUAUUGAGGCAUACCUGGCGCAAGUGACUUCGCUCCUGCUGACCUUGCGUUACAUCGAAGGUCCGAAGACGUUGGACCAAUUCCUAGCAUCAAAUAUUUUGAUCGUGGCACCAUCGGCACAGACUCACUCACUGGUGCAGAUAGAUUCGGUGCGAAAGGCUCUGGUGAUAGCACGCUUUGUCAAACGCACCCAGGAAGAACUGUCCCGACCCGAACUGGCCGACGCGUACGUCGAGCUCCGAAGUCGUGUACUGUUCCUAUCCUACGGGACGGAACCGAUCGAUCCGGUCACGGGCAAGCGGAACUAUUACAUUCUGAACGAUCCGCUGGCGGAUGUGCGGUUUCAGUACAGUUUCGCGAAACGAACCGCUUUCAUGAUGGUGGCCGAACGCUGCUUGCUGUGGUACGAGGAGAACGGAUUGCGGAUGCAAAUCGAACAUACGUUCGAACGAUGGGCAAAGAUCAUGCACAUCCGCAAGCAGCAUGGCAUCAAUGGGACCGUGUUAGGGUUUUCCGAUCUGAAUUCAUUGUGGAUUUGCACGGUGGUUGGUUGGUGCGUAAGUGUAUUGGUGUUUCUUAUCGAAUGUGUAUUGCACUCACGGGUUCGUAAUCGACGAGCCGGGAGGAAAUUUUUGAAUUAA